Fomitiporia mediterranea MF3/22 is the source of this 2975-nucleotide messenger RNA. RefSeq lists its product as uncharacterized. Gene Ontology annotation, cellular component: plasma membrane. NCBI's taxonomy places the organism in Eukaryota, Fungi, Basidiomycota, Agaricomycetes, Hymenochaetales, Hymenochaetaceae. Gene Ontology annotation, molecular function: high-affinity potassium ion transmembrane transporter activity. Bases 4 to 2718 code for a protein of 904 amino acids. Gene Ontology annotation, biological process: intracellular potassium ion homeostasis; potassium ion import across plasma membrane. The transcript is spliced from 16 exons. The record is from RefSeq and is a predicted model, not a curated record.
GCGAUGACCAGGUAUUGGUCAGAAGUAACGCGGCACCUCAACUUUUUUCGUAUACACCUGCUUUUCUUCAUUUUCUCUCCUCUGAUAUUCUCCGCCAUAUUUUAUGCUGCCAAUGGCCAAUUUCAUAUCUCUUACAUCGAUGCACUUUUCAAUUGCGUUAGCGCCUCUGUCGUAUGCGGGCUUGCCACUGUCGAUUUGAGCUCCCUUACCGGCUUUCAGCAGGCUCUGCUGUUCAUACAAUCAGCUCUGGGAACGCCUGUCCUAGUGUCAUGGGUGAUGGUCUACGUUCGUAGGCAAUAUUUCGCCAAAAAAUUCCAAGACCUUAUACAGGCAGAGAUCGAAAAGGGAAAGGCGGCUGUAGAACAUGGACAUACUGAGGGAAGACCAUCCGUAAGCCAGAGGUUUUCACGGGUGUUCACUGUGCGAAGUGGACAGCUGACUACGAGGGAAAGAAGCGAUAAGACGAGUGCAGGUGAAAAAGAAGGGAAGAAGAAGCGACUUGGGCUGUUCACGAAGAAGACCCUUAGGAAGCUUCGACCGGACAUGAUCAGCCGAAUGGACGAUGCGCCGAAGCGUGUCGACCCCAGUGGCUGGAUCUCAGAGGAACCUGGACCUGAAGGACACGUACAUGUCCCUCGGCCUCGAGCAGCGACAGUAUCUGUAGGAGAAGUCCAAGAAAAGACGUCCAAAGAAACCACUCCCUCGGAAAAAGAGGCAGAAUACACACCGUCUCCUUUGCGAAACGAAGUUACUUCGAAUCCCGAAGGGGUCAAUGGUACUUCGAAUGGACCGGGAGCUCCUAUCUUAGGUCGUACCCCUACCAUUCAAGCCGCUAAUCCGAGGAGCGGCGUACCUCUUGGUCAUUCAUUAACUGUAGAGUUCCGAACGCCUGAUCGCGAACGUGACCUUCGUGGAAGGAGGAUGUCACGGGAGCGGCGUCCAUCCAUGGUUGAGACUAUUUCAAGACAGAGCCCGACGGCUUCUAGAAGACAUAGUUCGAUGUACGAUGUUGUUCACGAUGAUCGAUAUCUUCCUCACGGAGGCGUUCCGCUCGCUCGACGACAAACUACGCAGCACACUCAACGAUCAAAUAGGAGUAAUUUUUCCUUUCGUGAUGACAGUAAACACAAAGGCUAUGGUGGAUUUCCUUACCCGACAGACUUGGCGUUGCGGUUUCUUAGAAAAGUGGCUCCUGGUGUCGAGAACAAACUCGUGCGUACCGUGACUAUACCAAACACGCGGACGAUGUCGACGUACCCGAGUACGGCCAAAAGUACUAAAACGGCACCUUACUUCUCCUUCAAUGCUAUCAUUGGAAGGAAUUCCAAGUUCCACCUUCUUACAGAAGAACAGCUUGAGGAACUCGGUGGUGUAGAAUACCGCGCUUUGACUGCCCUUUUGUGGAUAGUUGCCGGAUAUUAUUUUGUGCUGCAGCUUGCUGGUUUCACCAUCAUCGCACCCUACAUGUCCAUCCCGAGAUGGAAGAAUGACUUUGUGCCUCCCGCACUCCAUCGACCAUUAAACACCGUCUGGUUCUCUGCGUUUCAGGUCGUUUCAGCCUUCACGAACACGGGAAUGUCUUUGGUCGAUCAAUCGAUGAUUCCGUUUCAAGAAGCCUAUCCGAUGAUUUUCGUGCUUGCGUUCCUCAUUCUUUGGGGAAAUACUGCAUUUCCCGUUUUCCUUCGCUUUGUCAUUUGGUGUAUAUACAAGUGCUCACCAUCCAGUUCACGGUUGAACGAAACUCUUCAUUUCCUUCUCGACCAUCCUAGAAGGUGUUUCAUCUAUCUUUUCCCCUCUCACCAGACAUGGUUUCUCUUGACUGUAGUAGUCUUGCUCAGUUCAACGGACUGGUUUUUCUUCUUGGUUCUGGAUAUUGGCAACGCUACUAUGGAGGCCAUUCCAAUAGGCGUACGGUUCGCGAUAGGAUUUCUCCAGGCGUCAGCUGUCCGAGCGGCUGGGUUUGCGACAGUCUCGAUUUCGAGUCUGGCACCCGCCGUUCAAGCACUCUACGUAGUGAUGAUGUACGUCAGCAUCUAUCCUGUUGCGCUGAGUAUUAGGGCGACGAACGUAUAUGAAGAGAAGUCUCUUGGCGUCUACGAGGAGGAGGACGAGGAGGACGUGGAAUCACAGCUUGAAGGACCCAGGACGGCUGUGUGGGGUCAAUACCUUGCGCGACACGCUCGGAGGCAGCUUGCGUUCGAUAUGUGGUGGCUCGCUUUGGCUGUUUUCCUCCUGUGUAUCAUCGAGCGUAGUAAAAUUCAGGAUUCAGAGAAUUUUCAAUGGUUUACUAUAUUCACUAUCAUCUUUGAACUCAUGUCCGCAUAUGGUGGUGUUGGCCUGAGUCUCGGGCUUCCCUAUGCCAACUAUUCCUUCUCCGGUGCCUUCACACCAUUAUCGAAGUUAAUUGUUUGCGCCGUCAUGAUCCGCGGUCGACAUCGCGGACUGCCGAAUGCUAUUGAUCGUGCUGUCAUGUUGCCCUUCGAGUUUAAGAAAGCCACUGGGUUAACAGAAGAUGAUGAAGAUGAUGACGGUAUGGAAACGAAUGGAACGGCUAUUGAAAAUGAGUACGACAAGGAGGCGAACAGGCCUGAAAGGAUCCUUGAGGAAAGUCCUGAAGAUACUGAGGAUGCCAACCUCGAUCGACGAUUUACGGAUUCUCCGGAACACGACACGCAGACGCCUCGGGCUAGCGAUGAUUCUCAAUCUACACCACGAUGAGAUAAUACACGACCCUUCCUUCUUGUCUCCAUUUUUUCCCCUUCUUUCAUUAUUGGGUUUCGCACUUCGUGAUCACAUAUCUUAUAUCUACCUAUUAUUACACCCGCUUGAACAUUACCUUGGUAGAUAUGUCAUCCGCACAUCCUACGCACCCUACAUGAUACCACACCUAUUCUCCCACACAUCCCUGGGCUUGGCGUUGCACAUACCAGAUAGAGACGGUGAUUUGCUUGGUUCAUACAUACAUAUCCACUUCG